CCUAAUGCUUCACAUAUACUCACUCCAUCUCUAAUCACUAUUCACAACCAUUUAUCCGGUAGCAAGAUCUCCAAGAUGGAAUGGUCCACUAUUCUCCUUAUAGCUUUUGCUGUGUUCAUGAUCGGGCGCUCGCUGUUCGCAGACCGCUCGCCCAUUCCCGAGACGUCGGGCAAGGUCUACAAGGUGUCCUCUGCUGCCGAGCUGGACUCCGUCUUGGCCUCCAACAGCCACGUGGUGGUCGACUUCUACGCGGACUGGUGCCCGCCCUGCCGCGCCAUCGCGCCCGUCUUCUCCGAGCUGGCCGACAAGCACGCCGCCGAGGGCCGUCUGGCCUUUGCCAAGGUCAACGUCGACCACGUCAACAACGUCGCCGGGCGCUACAACGUCACCGCUAUGCCGACCUUUGUCUUCUUCCGCGGCGGCAAGCCCCAGGGUGUCGAGGUCAAGGGCCUGACGCCCCGGCAGUCUGUCGUCUUCACUGGUGACGGGCUUGUCGACAGGCUGAGGGGCGCAGACAGGGCGGCUCUGCAGGCUGUGGUUCAGGCCUUGGCGGGUCCGGGGGAGGAGGCGAAGAAGGAGUAGCAAGGCACGCCUGGCCGGGAAGAUGAGCCUGUACCCUCUGUUGGCUGCUGCAGUAUCUGAAGAGUUACACGCUUUGCUCGCUAAGGAUUCCUGAGUGUUUCGCAGCUCUGAAGACAAGGUACACAGAGCGAGAAUCAGGAGUAAACUAUGAUUGUCGCAUUACGCCUGAUCAAAACGCGGGAAAAAUCGGUUUUGGAUUUGUCGCCUUGUGAUUACCGCUCUUGCACAAUCUGCAAACAACCCUGUUUUGAUGAGAAAUAUGACGACUAGAUGAGAUGGUACAGCCAAAUCCUAUUCAACAAGUUGAUAGAAGAGAUUACCAGGCUUGAUGAAUCUUCGAAUUCAGCUCACAGCUGCUUGGAACGAUCAGUAUCUUGGUGCUACAGCGGCUAGAAUCGCGCUGCUCUUUUAUGUCUC
Colletotrichum destructivum is the source of this 999-nucleotide messenger RNA. RefSeq names its product Putative Thioredoxin domain-containing protein. NCBI's taxonomy places the organism in Eukaryota, Fungi, Ascomycota, Sordariomycetes, Glomerellales, Glomerellaceae. Bases 76 to 582 code for a protein of 168 amino acids. The record is from RefSeq and is a predicted model, not a curated record. The transcript has 2 exons. Gene Ontology annotation, cellular component: cytosol. Gene Ontology annotation, molecular function: protein-disulfide reductase activity.